AGGGGGCGGUGUUGCACAUGAAGCGCCGCUCGACCGCCGCCGAAGAAGCGACUCGCCCUCGUGUGUCGUCGCUGCUGCAGCGGAGGAGAGUUUGGGGUUCGCUCACCGGACACACUUCCAUCGGUGCUGCCUUGCUCACCGGAUUACUAGGUUGCCAUGGCCUCCUACACGUGCAUCAGCUGCCGAGUGGCUUUUUCAGAUGGCGAAGUGCAGCGAGCACACUACAAAACCGACUGGCACCGCUACAACCUAAAGCGCAAGGUGGCCGACAUGCCCCCCGUCACUGCUGAAAACUUCCAGGAGCGCGUCCUGGCGCAGAGGGCUGCCGCCGAACAACAUCUGACUGAGUCAUUGAGCACAGAGGGCUGUGCCGUCUGCAACAAGAAGUUCUCCAGCGCCAACGCCUACCAGAACCACCUGCAGUCCCACAAACACCAGCAGGCCGAGAAGCAGGCGUUGCUAGCCUCCCAGAAGGAAGUGGAGAGGAUGAACGAGAAGAACCUGGAGAAGGGACUUGGUGAUGAGAAGGUGGAUCACGAUGCCAAGAACGAGGCCCUGCAGCAAGCCCUGAAAGAGCAGCAGAGGUCGAGUCUGGCCAAGCAGGGGAAGGCCCAGACGUCACAAGGAGUGACAAAGGAGAGGACAGAGAGGCCGGACAAACCUCCCCGCAUGAUGUGGCUGGAGGAGCAAGCCAAGAGGCAAGAGAGAGAAGAGGGAGCCACAGCUGAGGGAGAAGAGUGGGAGGACAUUGACCAGGAGGAGGAGGAGGAGGAGGAGGAUGAUGAGAUGGAGGACUUUGAAGAGGAAACGAUGGAUCAGGAGGAAGAAGACUCUGCGGCUCUGUCUGACCCCCCCCCAGCUGGUUUGCCAGGCUCCAUCCCCGACACCGACUGCCUGUUCUGCUCCCAUCACUCAAAGUCACUCUUGAAGAAUGUCGCCCACAUGACCAAAGUCCACAGCUUUUUCAUCCCCGAUGUGGAGUUCCUUGUGGACCUCAGGGGCCUGAUCCGUUACCUCGGAGAAAAGGUUGGUGCCGGGAACGUGUGUUUAUGGUGUAACGAGAAGGGGCGUUCGUUUUAUUCGGCAGAAGCAGUACAGAGUCACAUGACAGACAAAAGCCACUGUAAGCUCUUCACUGACGGCGAUGCUGCUCUGGAGUUUGCCGACUUCUAUGACUUCAGGAGCAGCUACCCUGACAGCAAGGAGGGUGAGGAUUUAGAAAUGAUCAAAGAUCUGCCUGACGACAAAGACCUGGAGUACGACGACGAGACGCUGGAGCUGACUCUGCCGUCAGGUGCCAAAAUCGGCCACCGCUCCCUCAUGAGGUACUACAAACAGCGAUUUGGAGCUCAGCGAGCGGUGGUUCUCAGCCACAAUAAGAACGCUGUUGGCCGAGUCCUCCGGCAGUACAAAGCGCUGGGCUGGGAUGGAGGCAACGGCUCGUUCCAUCGGAACCAGAGAGACAUGAAGUACGUACAGAUGAUGAAGUCAAAAUGGAUGCUGAAGAUGGGCAUGAACCACAACUCCACCAAGCAGAAGCACUUCAGAAUCCAAAUCAUGUUCUAAACUGUCUGCGGGGAAACCGGACGUGGUGUGAGACCGUGGUACGGUCACAUCUUUGCUAUUUUCCAGGCAACAAGACUGAGUGCAGAAUCGAGCACAGCUGCAAACGUUAUGGUUCCGCGCACUGUGGCAGAAAGAACCAUCAAACUUUCACAUCAGCCAGAAUCUGUCAUGAUCUAAUGUGUUAUGUUGAUUUGAGGUUUGACAACUGCAGCAGAAAGUUGAAUGGGCAUAACUUUUUAGAAUUCUCAUACGUAGUGAAGUUACCGUCCCUUUUUUACUCUCGUGUUCUAUCCCUGAGCGCAAAGUGUAGGUCCACAGGAAAUCUGCUCGAAAUGAACUUGUGAUUGGACGACAAGGGAAAAGAUCUCAUCAACUUCACUAAGCAACCAUUUGUCACAAAUUAUUUAGAAUCUAUAUGUACAACUGCUGCAGUUUGUCUAUAUUAAGGAGUUCGACCAAUGACAGAUUAGAUCUUUAUGAUUCAGAAUGCUCAAAUAAUGCAUCCAACUAAAUACAUGUUUCAUAUUUAUUGGAUACAGUAGUCUUCUUAAAUGGGAACUAUUUAGCUCUGUUUUACAUUUUGUUUGCCGGUGCAGGAACCAUUAAGAAAUAAAACUUAGCAGCUAUGAA
Messenger RNA from Hippoglossus stenolepis (Pacific halibut), 2196 nucleotides. It is a transcript of the gene znf622, whose product is annotated as zinc finger protein 622. Gene Ontology annotation, biological process: ribosomal large subunit biogenesis. Bases 157 to 1566 code for a protein of 469 amino acids. The transcript is spliced from 7 exons. Gene Ontology annotation, molecular function: nucleic acid binding; zinc ion binding. Gene Ontology annotation, cellular component: preribosome, large subunit precursor. NCBI's taxonomy places the organism in Eukaryota, Metazoa, Chordata, Actinopteri, Pleuronectiformes, Pleuronectidae. The record is from RefSeq and is a predicted model, not a curated record.